CACUUUUCCUCUCUGCCUGGUGGAGUGUGUGUGGAGACAGAGCUGGGCAGAGUGUGUGUGAGGGGGCUGUAUGGACAUGUCAUCUCUGGGAGCCUAAUCAAGCUGGUGGACGUGGUUAAGACUUUGUAACUAAGAUGAGGACCAAUUUUGGAGUUUUGUUUUUGUUGGCCCUUUGGCCUGUCCAGUCUGGUGCUUGGUUCUGGGCAUGGACCGGUACUACCCCAGUGCCCCCAACAGUGGAACAGGAGGGGUCUGGCAGUUCAGCAGGUAGUGGAGAACCACCAUCAGAGAAUAUUGAAAGAGUUGGAGCCGAGAUCAUUGAUGAGGGACAUGAGGUUGCAAAGGUUGUGCAUACCUGGGAUGAGACCACUGAGGCUCCUCGACUGACCUCUCUAAAACCUACAACACAACAGGAACAUGAUCGUGCAUCAGAAAUAGGAACAGCAAGGAUUUCAUCUCGAAUUCGUGAAUCGGAGGAGAAUGGAGUCUCUCUGCUACAGCUGAUUGGAGACCCUCCUCCAAAUGAGAUCACCCAGGUCUAUGGCCCGGACAACAGUCCAGGGUAUGUCUUUGGUCCUGACGCCAACACGGGCCAGCUGGCCCGCGCCCACCUGCCGAGUCCUUUCUACAGAGACUUCGCCCUCAUCUUCCACCUGAAACCCACCUCUGACAGGGGCGGCGUCAUCUUCUCUGUCACAGAUUCCUCACAGCAGAUCAUGUACGUGGGGGUUAAACUGUCAGCAGUGCAGGGAGGCUACCAAAACGUCAUCCUUUACUACACAGAACCCGACUCACAGCAGUCCUACGAGGCGGCCAGGUUCCGUGUUCCCUCCAUGAGGGAUACCUGGACUCGUUUUGCCAUUGCUGUAAGAGACGACAAGGUGAUGUUCUACCUCAACUGUGACACAGACCCUCAAGUGAUGCGCAUUGAGAGGUCGCCGGAUGAGAUGGAGCUGGCGACUGGAGCUGGAGUCUUUGUUGGACAAGCUGGAGGCGCUGAUCCUGACAAAUUUCUGGGGGUGAUCGGUGAGCUGAGGGUGGUGGGAGACCCCCGCGCUGCUGAGAGACACUGUGAGGAGGAUGAAGAUGACUCGGAUAUGGGGGCUUCAGGUGAAGGAAGUGGCUUGCCAGAAAGUCGACCCACGAAACCGACUGUGGAGAAACAUCGAUGGGCGACCACUCCUCCAUCCUCCCGGCCCAUUCAGCAGCCACCGGUGACCAGCAAACAGGAGGUGUCAAUUUCAAGAGAAACUGCAAGCGACGCCCGCCAGGAUUCAGUUUCUGUGGAGUCCAGGCCUGGACUACUUCCUGGGUCACCAGGGCCAGUCGGGUCUAAAGGAGAGAAGGGCGAACAAGGUGAUAGAGGAGAGAAAGGAGAUAGGGGUCCUAUUGGGCCGAAGGGAGAAACCAGCUCUAGCUCCAGCUCCAGUUCGCGGGGUGGAGCCCGAGGAGAGAAGGGUGAACCAGGGGAAAAAGGAACAAAGGGCUCUGCAGGCUUUGGUUACCAAGGUACCAAGGGAGAGCCCGGCCCUGCUGGGCCAGCUGGUCCACCCGGCCCUCCAGGGCCUGCAACAGAGUUUUCAGUCGGCAGUGACGGUGCAGUUGCUUCCAGAGUCCCUGGACCCAGAGGGCCACCUGGUUCUCCUGGCCCCCAGGGGCCAUCAGGAGCUGAUGGAGAGCCAGGUGAUCCUGGUGAGGAUGGAAAGACUGGUCCUGAAGGACCUCCAGGCUUCCCAGGAACUCCAGGUGACGCUGGACUCAAAGGAGAGAAGGGAGAUCGUGGAGAUGGUCAACCUGGCCUCAGGGGACCACCAGGACCUCCUGGACCUCCAGGCCCAGGGAUGAGAUCUACCUUUGUGGACAUGGAGGGCUCAGGAUUUCCUGAUCUGGAAUCUGUGCGGGGACUUCCUGGCCUUCCUGGUCCCCCUGGUCCCCCCGGCCUUCCUGGUCCUUCUACAGCAGGUACAGCGUCCAGUUCUGGGGCAUUUGGACCUCCAGGGAGAGAUGGAGCGCCUGGUCAACAGGGUUUGCCCGGUUUGCCAGGUACUGAUGGCUCUCCAGGACUUAGUGGCCCCAAGGGAGAAAAGGGUGAUUCAGGUGAUCUGGGUCUUCCCGGAACAGUUGGAGCAAAGGGAGCUGUAGGAGACCCUGGUUUACCAGGAUCGCCUGGACAACCUGGACUGGCUGGUCUGCCUGGACCUAUAGGACCAGUUGGUCAACCUGGACCUCCAGGACCUCCUGGACCAAGUUAUCGUGUUGGAUUUGAUGACAUGGAGGGCUCGGGUGGAGGUUUUAGCAACGGACUUCCUGGUGUCAGAGGACCAGAAGGAAUACAGGGUCCUGCUGGCCUGCCUGGACUUCCAGGUAAACCUGGGUUCCCUGGUAUUCCAGGUCAGAAGGGCAAUGAAGGCACUGUUGGACGAGAUGGUCAGCCCGGGUUGGAUGGCUUCCCUGGACCUCAGGGACCAAAGGGUGACAGAGGUGACAAAGGAGAGACGGGUGAGUCAGGUCGAGACGGGAGUGGACUUCCGGGUCCACCUGGCCCGCCUGGACCUCCAGGUCAAAUUGUCUAUCAGAUAUCUGGCAAUCCUGAUGGUACUGUUGGCAGUGUUGGACCUCAGGGAGGACCUGGUAUACCUGGUCAGGCUGGAUUCCCUGGUCCUAUUGGACCAAAGGGUGAUAGAGGAGAGCCCGGCAUUCCAGGCUAUGCAUCGAAGGGUGAGAAAGGUGAGCCUGGCUUAGUAAUCGGGCCUGACGGAAACCUUAUGUCUCUGGAGGGGCUGACGGGUCUGAAGGGAGACAGAGGACAUGCUGGACCUGUUGGACCCUCUGGUCCUUAUGGACCUCCUGGACUUAAGGGUGAAAUUGGAAUGCCUGGAAGACCUGGUCGUCCUGGUGUAAAUGGAUACAAGGGUGAGAAAGGAGAGGCGUCGGCUGGAACUGGCUUUGGCUACCCAGGAGUCCCUGGCCCACCAGGACCACCCGGCCCCCCCGGACCCUCUGCGCCAGCUAUAGAUCGCUUCAACCGCUACGAUGAAAAUUCAAGGAAUUACUACGAAACUAAAGGGGAAAAAGGAGAGCGUGGUGACAGAGGAUCUCCAGGAAUCCCAGGAACAUCCCCUAAUAUUGAUAUCUACGCCUUCAAGAAUGAACUGAAAGGAGAUCGUGGAGAAUCGGGUGUGAAGGGAGAAAAAGGAGAGCCAGGUGGUGGAUUUUAUGACCCACGAUUUGGAGGAGUUCAAGGCCAACCAGGGUCUCCAGGAAAACCAGGCCUUCCGGGACCAAAGGGAGAGUCUGUCAUUGGCCCUGCCGGACCUCAGGGGCCUCAGGGACCACCAGGGAUUGGUUACGAUGGCCGUCCAGGGCCCCCAGGACCACCUGGGCCGCCAGGGUCUUCCUCACUUCCCGGAGCAUACAGGCCCAAUCACUCCGUCAAUAAUCCUGGACCUCCAGGUCCCCCUGGUCCCCCUGGAACUCCUGGUCCUUCCUCAGGGGUUACAGUUUUGAGAUCGUACGACACGAUGAUUGCUACAGCCAGGCGUCAGGCAGAGGGCAGCCUCAUCUACAUCAUCGACCAAUCAGACCUGUAUCUGAGAGUACGAGACGGACUGCGCCAAGUAAUGCUUGGAGAGUACAGUCCUUUCUUCAGACAUCUGGAGAAUGAGGUCGCAGAGGUCCAGCCUCCACCUGUGAUCCAGUACCCUCAGUCCCAGGACCAGUCCCACAACAACGGAGCUGGCCAUUAUUCCCAGGGUGGUUCAUCCAUACGUCCCAUUGAGCCUCCACCUCACCCACCUGUAGAUCCCAGAUACCCCCCACAUUAUGACCCCAGAUUCCCAGACCCCAGACAGACAGGCCAGACAGAUGGAAGAUUAGCCAACAAACAAAACGAGAACAGACAACCCGUCACACCUCAGAGACGUCCCAGCCCACCUGUCCCCCAGCCUGCAGGCAACCUGGACACAUCAGGAUCAGGACUACACCUCAUCGCCCUGAACGCCCCUCAGAGUGGAAACAUGCGAGGAAUUCGCGGGGCAGACUUCCUGUGCUUCCAGCAGGCCCGUGCCAUAGGUCUAAAGGGGACAUUUAGAGCUUUCCUGUCCUCCAAACUUCAGGACCUCUACACCAUCGUCCGGAGGUCGGACAGGGACAGCCACCCAAUCGUCAACCUCAAGGACCAAGUAUUGUUCAGCAGCUGGGAGUCUAUAUUUGGUGAAAAUGCGAGCAAAAUGAGAGAGAAUGUACCGAUCUACUCCUUUGAUGGUAGAGACACCCUCAGGGACAGUGCAUGGCCAGAGAAAAUGGUCUGGCACGGAUCGAGCACCAAAGGCCACCGUCAAACAGACCACUACUGUGAAACAUGGCGGGCGGGCGAGCACGCUGUGUCUGGUCUGGCAUCAUCGCUACAGAGCGGACACCUCCUGCAGCAGACUUCCAGCGGCUGCUCGGGCUCGUACAUCAUCCUCUGUAUCGAGAACGCCUUCACAUCACACUCCAAAAAAUAAAUCCCGUCCGUCCGUCUUUGUUUUUGUUCUGGGCCCUAGGUAAACACAGUUUUUUAAUUCCCUGACAACACGCCUUGUGAACAUGUGGCGUCCGAUGAACUGGCCCUGAGGCUCUUUGCCUGGCAUAGACGCUUUGCAUCGUCUGCUCCUCCCCUCCACAAACGCCAAAGAGAUGGGUCGAACAGAGGGGGGUGUUGGUCCUUUUAUUCUCGGGGGCAUUGGCACAUAUUUUCUACAAGGGGUGGAACGAGAGCCAAGAGGCUUAACAUGUUCUCAAAUUGUAUCCAUUUUUUAAAAAGUCUGUAUAUUACAUGUUUGUUAUUUGUGCUUUUAUUUUGUUAAAUUUUGACAUUAUCAAUGUUUUUUCCUUUUGAACUGUUUAUAAAAAUGCUAUAUCCAUCCUGUUUUUUUAUUUUAGGUAUUGAUCAUUUCUACAUUUGUUUUUCCGAUUUCAUUUUUAGAACUUUGGGCUAUGACGGGGUAGAGCAAACGUUUAAAGAUUAUUUUAAAUUUAAAGAAGAUAAUAGAUAUUUAUUUUUAAAUGAAGUUAUGUAAGGACGUGAUUUGGGCAAUAAAAAAAGCUAAAAACCCUCAUUUAUAUUCUUUACACCACCGAACAUUCAGCUUUGUUUUUUUUUGUUUUUUUUAUCAAAGGAGCCUCUGAACAGAAACUGUGCCUUAUUACACGACGAGAACACGCUCAUGUAGUGAACAGAUACUUUUUCAUGCAUUUUUCUACAAACUCUGUAAAUGUUGCAGCGCUCUUACUUCACACUACAUUUAAAUGACUUUUUUGUGGACACACUGCUGUAAUGAAUAAUCCCACAUCCAGAGGGCAAGACUCCCUCUGAAAUUGAGCCUUUUGAAUAAAUAAAAAAAAAAGAUUAUUUUUCCUUUCUACCACUCAAUAAGAGCCUAUCAGUGAGUAAGCUGGAAAUGAUUAGUUUGCUGCUAAUCUUUGUUGGAGUGAUUGCUGUCACAAGUGUUAGGGACGGAGACAUCAGCAUGUUUGUGCAGCAGCAGCUUUGGAUUGAAUCUCAGACACUAACCCGGCCUCAGUGCUGCUUGACGUCUUGACUGAACCUGUGGAUAUCCAUUUUUAUAACAAAUUGUGCUAUACUGUUUCUCCCAGGCACUGAAUAAAAGUAUUUUACAACUACAACAAUA
Labrus bergylta (ballan wrasse) is the source of this 5672-nucleotide messenger RNA. It is a transcript of the gene col18a1a, whose product is annotated as collagen type XVIII alpha 1 chain a. NCBI's taxonomy places the organism in Eukaryota, Metazoa, Chordata, Actinopteri, Labriformes, Labridae. The record is from RefSeq and is a predicted model, not a curated record. Gene Ontology annotation, biological process: extracellular matrix organization. Gene Ontology annotation, molecular function: extracellular matrix structural constituent conferring tensile strength; protein binding.